This is a messenger RNA of Knipowitschia caucasica, 375 nucleotides long. The record is from the annotation of a GenBank genome assembly. NCBI's taxonomy places the organism in Eukaryota, Metazoa, Chordata, Actinopteri, Gobiiformes, Gobiidae.
AUGAAGAAUACCCCUCUUGUUGUUUCGCUGCUGCUGCUGAUCUGCGCAGGCGCGAUUUUCGCCAAAUACGCGGCCCCUAAAGUGCAGAUCUACAGCCGGGCCCCUGGUCUCUUUGGAAAGCCCAACAUGCUCUUGUGUCACGCCAGCAUGUUCUACCCUCCGGAGCUGAACAUCACCCUCCUGCAGGACGGGGGCGCUAUGGAGGGGGCGCACCAGACCGAGCUGGCCUUCGAGGAGAGCUGGUUCUACCACCUCACAGAGUACGCCUCCUUCACCCCCCAGAAGGAGCACAAGUACAGCUGCCAGGUCUCCCACCAGGGGGAGACCAAGACCUACCACUGGGGUGAGACUAAACCCGGUCUAAAGCAGGACUGA